GGCUGAAUGAAGCCUGCUGAGAUACGGAGUAGUUAACUUCUAGAGGUAGUUAGCUAUAAACUACCUACAACUACACAAUAACUACGGAUUAAUAUAUGAUUAUUAUACUAACAAAUGCGCUUGGCAUGGUUACUAAGUACUUGUGCCUUGAUCAGCUAUGCUAUGUGACCCUUUGGCUACCAAGGCCGCUCUCAACAUUCCACAUUCAUUAGGAUUGCCUGGAAGGUCUCAACGCCACGGCCGAAGUGAGGCUACAUAAGUCUGAUUGGGACGGUGAGAGCGGCCUAUCAUCGUAGGCCUGUAAAGCAGCUGAAUACUGCAGAGUGCAGAAGCCUGACCAGUUACAAGCAAUGGCAAUGCACCUGCUUUCCCAUGUUUGCUCGCCGGCUUGGGAGCCACUGCUCCAGGAUCUUCCGCUGCGGGGUAGAGGCAUUUAUGUCUAGACUAACUAUGCAGUGCCUGUAUGUGUAUGUAUUGGAGCAUCUCAGGCUUUUCGAUAGAAAACACAUGGUGUGGCAGCUUUCGCUCUUUCAGAUAUACAAAGUGCAAUACUACCGAUCAUUUCAAAGCCUAUCAGAGUAUCAACAAACCCCAACACCGUCCCGUAAACACGGGACCAUUCCUAUUGUAACCACCUCUCCGCCAUCACAAGGCGAAGCAUUAAGGGUCUACCUAUCCUCAGGUUGCAAAAUUUUUACGAGGGGAUCCGAAAAUUUGAAGUCAUGGAAGAUAGAGGGGUGGUUCUGGAUAAGGAUAAAAUGAGUCAAGGGCUCGAAGCGUUGGAUAAGGCAUUAGGGGAAGAUGAAAUGAUAUACGCAUUUUCUCCCAUCACGAUGGUCUCCGCGGGCGGCUAUCUCGCGGUUUCAUAUUUUCAAAAUCGCUCGACAACGGAAGACAUCGAUGUGAUUAUUGAUCCGGAACACGCUUCUGAUAAGGAGUUGCUUUGCAAGAUGCGAACUGCCAUGGUGACAGUGGGGAGAGACUUGGGCUUCGGGAAAAAAUGGAUAAAUGACUCAGUUGCUCUAUUCGUCUCAAAAUCUGCUCGCAACUCCAUCUUUGAGGAUGCAGAAAAGCAAAACAUUGUUCUCUGGUCUGGUGAGAAUUUACGCAUACUGGCGGCACCACUGGAGUGGGGCUUGGAGACAAAGCUCCGGCGACUCUCUACCAAGCCCCACCAUCUGAAAUCCGUCACCGAUACCGAUGAUGUCUUGGUCAUUUUGAACUCCCUGAUAGAUCGAAAUAAGGGGCUGCUAGAAAGAGAUGCUGUUCGAAGGCUAAACAGAAAUGGAUUUGAUGUCGCCAUUUCGUAUCAUGUUUUGGAUCAGAUCGCAGAGGCAUAUCAGCAACGAUAUGGAAAUAGCCCGUUUUGCUAAAAACGCCGAUGACUGCUUCAACUACUCCAAUUUCACCGCUUCGGUGGUGGAAUGCUCGGAAUGUGUUUUAUGCAUUAUGUUUCGUAUCAGUUGGUGAGAGAACGAGACGGAAAAUAUGUCUAUAUCUCAUUUAUCUUGGGAUGCGUGACGUUGGCUCUCAGUACUUGAUCCCUUUUCUUUCAAAGCGCUCAUUAUGAGAUACUCGAUGUAAGCUGCUGCAUUGGCGGAGUAUGCGAGCAGUGGGCACCAUUCACAGGAACCAAUACUAGCAGAUUGGAAUAUUAUCUACCUGUUGCCUGGCACUUUCAGAUUAGUUAAUUUCUCCCAGUUGAUCGAGGACUGAUUCAAUCGCCCCCUUUAAGUGCAUUCUAGUACAUUCUUUCUAUUGAGUGAAGGAUGGAAUCGGUUCACUCCCUACUUCCACAAAUAUAUCUCCCGGUUUGCAAGCAACCUUAGCUCCCGGCUCUCAAAUUACAGUCGCGCCGCGCAUUCAAGCAAAUCAUGGUUCCUAGCCGUGCCUCAAAGAAGGCAAUAACCUGCUACUAUUGGCACGAUGGUAGAUGCAAGUAUACAGCGGAUGCCUGCAUUUAUGCGCAUCGCGAUACCG
This is a messenger RNA of Blastomyces dermatitidis ER-3, 1980 nucleotides long. RefSeq lists its product as uncharacterized. The coding region runs from base 723 to 1373 and encodes 216 amino acids. NCBI's taxonomy places the organism in Eukaryota, Fungi, Ascomycota, Eurotiomycetes, Onygenales, Ajellomycetaceae. The transcript is spliced from 3 exons. The record is from RefSeq and is a predicted model, not a curated record.